CUCACACCAUUGGCCGUUCGAUAGCCAAUGGGCUCUCAGCAACGCUUCGACUGUCGCGUCCGAGGAGAAGCAGCCUGCUUGCCGAGUCCAAAGUGGAAAAGUAGCUAGCUACCGUUGGUGACGCAAGAAUUGACUGACAAAUGGAGAAAGACUAAUGAAGAUGCUUCAAGAUCAUUGGAGGAACCACUUCCCUAUCCCUUUGGCCUACCUAAAACAAAUGGUUCCCUUGUUCUCCUAUGUGGGCUGACCACUGGAGGAAGUUCUUCCACGAGAACAGCAACACCAACAAUCUCACCGAAAGAUUUGUCCUGCACUUGAAAUAUCAGUUUCUGAAGGGUACUGCCAAUCGGCGACUAGAUGAUUUUCUGAUACUCCUUGCAAGUCAGGCGAAUGGAUAUUUCAGGUACACAUGGCAGUGGCAGGUAAAAAUGACUUUGCAGUUCUCAACACCGGGCGGAAGAUGCCUCUCCUUGGGCUGGGAACAUGGAAGAGUGAACCUGGCAAGGUUAAACAGGCAGUAAUCUGGGCCUUGCAGGCUGGCUACCGUCACAUCGACUGUGCUGCCAUCUAUGGCAACGAGGUGGAGAUCGGAGAAGCUCUGCAGGAGACACUUGGCCCUGACAAAGCCUUGAGGCGAGAGGAUGUGUUUAUCACCUCCAAGCUGUGGAACACACAGCAUCACCCGGAGGAUGUGGAGCCCGCUCUGCUGAAGACACUGAAGGAGCUGAGUCUGGAGUACCUGGAUCUAUACCUCAUCCACUGGCCCUACGCCUUCCAACAAGGUGACGCUCCUUUCCCCAAGUCGGAGGACGGCACCCUGCUGUACGACGACAUCGACUACAAGCUGACUUGGGCUGCCAUGGAAAAGCUGGUGGGAAAGGGCCUGGUCAGGGCUAUCGGCCUGUCCAACUUCAACAGCAAACAGAUAGACGACGUUCUCUCCGUAGCCAACAUCAAACCCACUGUGCUUCAGGUGGAAAGCCAUCCGUAUCUGGCUCAGGUGGAGUUGCUGGGACACUGCCGGGACAGAGGCCUGGUGAUUACAGCGUACAGCCCACUGGGGUCACCGGAUCGGGCAUGGAAGCAUCCUGAUGAGCCCGUCCUCCUGGAUGAAGCAGCAAUCGACACCCUGGCCAAGAAGUACAACAAGUCCCCAGCACAAAUUAUCCUUAGAUGGCAGACACAGCGAGGAAUAGUGACGAUCCCUAAAAGUGUGACAGAAUUUCGGAUCAAAGAGAAUAUUCAGGUCUUUGACUUUACCCUUGAAGCGGAAGAGAUGAAGUGUAUAACAGCAUUGAACAGAGGCUGGCGCUACAUUGUACCAACUAUCACAGUUGAUGGGAAGCCCGUCCCCAGGGAUGCAGGACAUCCACACUACCCCUUUAGUGACCCCUAUUGAGCAAUUCCCCACUCUGCUGCCCUAUUUUGUGCCUUGGGAACUCACUCCCCUUCCUCAACCCCCUCCAAGGCUGUGUCCCAAUUCCAUUAAAUGUCUUCCUCCUUCCUAACCACUGAUUUGAUAAGGGAAAGAGGGACAUUUAAGGCAGGGCUGCCCAACACUCUUCCUGGAGAUCUACAGUCCUGUGGGGUUUCAGUCCAACCCUAAUUUAACACACCUGAUGCUACUAAUUAGCUGCUCAACAAGACCUUAACUUGCUGAAUUCAGAACCGCUAAAUUAGGGUUGGACUGAAAACCUACAGGACAGUAGAUCUCCAGGAAGAGGGUUGGGCAGCCCUGGCUUAAGGGGAAAGAAGGUUGUGGAAAAUCCAUCUCCUUUCAGAUCAUUGGUCAUGGUGGCGUGGGGUGACAAGAAAAGGGGUAUUUUUGAGAGUAUUGGGACAUAGCAUGUUCUUCAUAAUAUUUUUUUGUUUGUUACUGCCCUGUUUGCUUUUUUGACGAGGGUUAAUUACAAUGCUUGUUUACCAGGAGGGAAAACUAUGAAUGGGGAGUUAACAUGCAGAAACAGUCUAACAACUCUGUCUGACCUGCUUUUGGACUCGGGCUGCACAAAAGCACUGAAGUGACAUGUUUAUGGAUAGGCAGUGUUAUGUUUUAAACUGACUUGCCUAGUUAAAUAAAAUAAAAAUAUGUUUUGUAUUUUAAAUAUAUUGAACCCAUCUAUCACCUUGCUGCCCAGUGCUUUACAACCGACUCAACAUAAAGAGAUAUUUCCUACUUGCAA
Oncorhynchus mykiss (rainbow trout) is the source of this 2183-nucleotide messenger RNA. The record is from RefSeq and is a predicted model, not a curated record. Lineage: Eukaryota; Metazoa; Chordata; Actinopteri; Salmoniformes; Salmonidae.